AUGAUGACUAAGCGCACGCCGAUCGCCCGACUCGUGGUCGGCGCGUGCUGUUUACUGGCCGCGGCUAUGUUCGCGGCCGCACAACCACCGGCCAUCAACAGCGCGGACCCUGGCACCGAUUCGGCUCGACAGACUCCUGUUGGAGGGCCAAACGUGUGUCGGUCGCGGUUCAGAAACUACUGUUGUCCAGGCUGGUCAUUGAAACACGCGACGGGGCUUUGUAUUGUCCCCGUGUGCAAUAGGCCCUGCAAUGGGGGUCGGUGUAUCAAACCCAACAUGUGUCUCUGCGACGAAGGAUCCGUCAGGUCGGCGUGUUUGCCCGACGACCUCAGAGAUGCUUACAACAGGGACGACGAGCAGUUACGAUCGUCUCAGUCGUCUACGCCGGACCGAUACGGAAAACCGCCUUCGACCGGUUCGAACAACAGUGGUAGUUCCGGCGGAAGUGGUGGGAGUAGCGGCAGCGGUGGAAAUGACAGUGGGACAAACGGCAGUGGAGGCAUAAGUAACAGUAGCGAUAAUGUUAGCAGAGGUGAUAGUGCUAACAGGGGUGACAGUGCUAGCAGAGUGGAUAGUGCUAGCAGAGUUGACAGUACUAGCAGAGGCGAUAGUGCUAGCAGAGGUGACAGUACUAGCAGAGGCGAUAGUGCUAACAGGGGUGACAGUGCUAGCAAAGGUGUUGGAAAUGUCGGCAGCGUUAGCAGUACCUCAAGUAGCAGAGUAGCAACUACGACUGCCGUCAAUUCUUUGGCAGUGGCAUCACGGAAUUAUUGCAAGUAUCCGUGUCUGAACGGCGGCACUUGUCAGGGAUCGGUUUGCGCGUGCCGACAGGGUUACAGCGGUGAAAAUUGCGGAGACCCAAUCUGUCGGGACGGAUGCUUAAACGGCGGCCGGUGCAUCGGCCCCGACCGGUGUGCGUGCGUGUACGGAUACGCUGGGCGCAGAUGCGAAGCCGAUUACCGAAUCGGCCCGUGCUACACCAGGGUGAUCAACGAUAUGUGUCAAGGACAACUGGAGGGUGUUGUUUGCACCAAACAGUUAUGUUGUGCAACAAUAGGCCUGGCGUGGGGACAUCCGUGUGAACAGUGUUCACUGAGCUACGAUUGUGAUAUAGGUUUUCUCAAGAACUUGCACUCCAACCAAUGCAUAGACAUUGACGAGUGUGAGGCGAUUCCGGGAAUUUGUAAAGGUGGAGCGUGUGUAAAUAGCGUGGGGUCUUUCAAGUGCGUGUGUCCUGAGGGUCGAGUGCAUAAUCAAGUAACGAACGUUUGUGAUGAUGAAAACGAAUGCAAAAGAGGUGAUCCGAACAUUUGUCAAGACGGUUAUUGUGUGAACACUGACAGUUCGUAUUAUUGUAUCUGUAAACAAGGAUUCGUGCCCACCACUGACCGAAAAGGAUGUAUAGAUACUCAACAGGGUCAGUGUUAUACGAGACUUACAUUGAAUCAAGACUGCUCGGAUCCGUUGCCGAUGAAACUCUCUAAGAAGGACUGUUGCUGUGGUAAAGACAUGGGACAGGGCUGGGGAAAUUGUUGUGAACAUUGUCCUCUUCAAGGAAUGGCUGAAUACGUAAAGCUUUGUCUCGGUGGCAAAGCUAAUCAAACGGUGCUGAACUUGGUGGAUGAAUGCGGUUUGAGACCAGAGAUUUGUGGGACCGGUGGCAAGUGCAUCGACACGGUCGAUGGUUACGCAUGCGAAUGUUUUGCCGGGUUCACAAAGAGCAGACACGAGGAGUCACAAGUGUGUGAAGACAUCAACGAAUGCGCACAACAGGGGAUCUGCAACAACGGGCAGUGUAACAAUACGCCGGGAAGUUUUAUAUGCUCUUGUCCGCCUGGUUACGACUUGGCCUCGGACGGAAAACGUUGUAUAGAUCACAACGAAUGCGAAAAAAACGGCAUGUGCGCGAACGGAAAGUGCUUGAAUGUACAAGGGUCUUUCCAAUGCCGCUGCAAGUCGGGAUUCGUUAUGUCACAAACCGGCCACUCGUGCAUAGACAUCGACGAGUGUUAUGAAAACCCAAAAAUUUGCCUCAACGGCAAGUGUCGAAAUACCCCAGGUUCCUACAUAUGUGAGUGCCAGCCGGGAUAUACGGUUUCCCCAGACGGAACGUUUUGCACGGACAUAAACGAGUGUGAAAGAAGACCGGGUCUUUGUAGAAAUGGAAAAUGUGCAAACACUGAAGGAUCGUUCAAAUGUGUCUGCGACUCCGGCUACAUAUUGACACCAGACCGACAGAACUGUAUAGAUAUCGAUGAGUGUUCAAAUUCCGGUGGUCCUUGUCAAAACGGCAAGUGCAUAAAUACGGCUGGAAGUUACCGUUGUGAGUGUCAAGAUGGGUUUUACUUGGGACUCGAUGGUCGUACAUGUCUGGAUACACUCCGCGAUCUCUGUUAUGCCAACUUUCAGCAGGGCUCUUGUCUGCAACCCCUAACCACACCCAUGACGAAAUCCAGUUGUUGCUGUUCAUACGGCGUGCUUGGGCAGACACCUGGAUGGGGUUCGCAGUGCUCAAAAUGUCCUUCACCUGAUAGCUUGGAAUUCAAAGGACUCUGUCCUCAGGGUUCUGGGAUGACGUACAAUGGCGAUGACAUAAACGAGUGCGCUCAAAACCCAGCAGUGUGCUCCAACGGAGCUUGUGAAAAUACAAUAGGAAACUAUCGGUGUAUAUGCAAUUCCGGUUACGAGGUGGAUGACACGGGUAAGAUUUGUAAGGAUAUUAACGAGUGCGACAUGGACGAUACAAUUUGCAAUGGUGGUCAGUGUCGCAACACACCGGGAAGUUUUCAGUGUACAUGUCCUGUGGGAACUGUAUUGAACUCUGAAAGUCAAGCAUGUCAGGAUGUAGAUGAGUGUGACGAACUCGGUCUUAAUGCUUGUGUAGCGGGCCAAUGUAUAAACACAGUUGGUUCUUUUGAGUGCGAAUGUCCACCAGGCACCAUUUUGGAUAGUACAGGACGAGUUUGUUUAGAUAAUCGUCGUGGUUCGUGUUGGACCCGUAUGACUGGUGGCAGAUGUGAGAACAAUCUCGUGCAACUAACUUUGAAAUCGGAUUGCUGUUGCUCGAUUGGGCUGGCUUGGGGUAGUCCAUGUGAACCUUGUAAGCCAGAAGACUGUGGUGGUGAUUGCAAUAAGGGAUUCGUGUCUGUAGGUAAAAUAUGCCGUGAUAUAAAUGAAUGUGAACUGAGCCCAGGGAUUUGUAGAGGUGGUGGUACAUGUGUCAAUACAGAAGGAUCAUUUACGUGUGUGUGUCCUCCUGGUUUGACAUUAGACACUACUGGAACUGUUUGUUUGGAUGUACGAGAAGAAAAGUGCUACACAGAUUUUAAGCACGGUGCUGGUGUCAACGCAUUAGACGGGAUUUAUCCAAAAUGUAUUUGCUGUUGCUCUACUAUAGGAAAAGCUUGGGGCGGAGGGAUCGAAGGAUCUCUUGGUAGGAGUGAAACUUGUCCUAGACGUGGUACUCCUGGUUUUAAUGAAUUAUGCCCAAAAGGACCAGGUUUUAUUGAUCGCAAAGAUAUUAACGAAUGUAUUGAGUUUCCUGGUAUAUGCAGUAACGGACGGUGUAAGAACACCAUGGGAGGUUUUACAUGUAAAUGUAGUCAAGGAUACACUUUGGACGAAUCUGGAAUCCGUUGUGUUGAUAUUGAUGAAUGCAAUAUUAUGCAUGGUGUUUGUGGUGAUGGAGAGUGUCAAAAUAUACCUGGAAGUUUUGUGUGCAAGUGCAAAGACGGUUAUGAAACAUCUCAAUUGAUGCAAGUUUGCAUGGAUAUCGAUGAAUGUGAGAGAACGCCAGGACUAUGUCGCGGUGGUACAUGUCAAAACACACCAGGCAGUUAUAAAUGUGAAUGCCCUCCUGGACAUGAACUUUCUGCGGACAAACAAAGUUGUAAAGAUAUCGACGAGUGUUCAAGAACGAGCGGAAUCUGUUCAAAUGGCGUUUGCGAAAACAUGAUGGGAACUUACCAAUGCGUGUGUGAUGAUGGCUAUAGGCAAACGGAUCAGAAGUUUUAUUGUGAAGAUAUUGAUGAGUGUGAGGUGAAUAAUGGUGGAUGCUCUUCUAUAUGUGUCAAUGUCCCAGGCAGUUACAUGUGCACGUGCAAGGCCGGAUUUAAUUUGUUAGCUGAUAAACGAACAUGUGCUGAUAUAAACGAAUGCGAAGAAAAUCCUAGAAUCUGUAACGGUGGCCACUGCAACAACACAAUUGGCAGUUUUCUGUGCUCUUGUUCGGGAGGUUUGCUCAAAGGAGCUGAUGGUUCAUCUUGCAUAGACAUUAAUGAAUGCAACGAGAAGGACGUGUGUGGGAAUGGUGUUUGUAGUAAUACCAUCGGAUCAUUUACUUGUCGUUGCGAAGAGGGAUAUUCAGCCAAACUGGACUCAGGACCUGCUUGUACUGAUGAAGACGAAUGUGAAAUGGGUACCCAUAGGUGUGAUUUAAACGCAGCAUGUAUGAACAAUCCGGGUUCAUAUGGCUGCCGAUGUCAAGAUGGAUUUACUGGCAACGGAUACAACUGUAUGGAUAUCAACGAGUGUUUAACUAAUAACGGAGGUUGUGACCAAAAUGCACAAUGCAUAAAUGAAGAAGGCUCUUUUAAGUGUGUAUGUGAUGAUGGUUUCCGUGGAGAUGGAUACUCGUGUACGGACAUUGAUGAGUGUACUGAAGAUUCUACUCUAUGUGAGAAUGGUCACUGUUUGAAUUAUCCCGGAUCAUUUAGAUGCGAGUGUGAAAUGGGAUUUAUUAAUCCAGAUGACAAAAAUGAAAGAUCUUGCAAUGAUAUAAACGAAUGUCACAUGUUCAAUAACCUGUGUGUGUAUGGCAAUUGUGAAAACAUAUUUGGGACAUUCAGAUGCGAAUGCAGUGGAGGAUACCAAUUGGACAACACGGGAGGAAAUUGCACUGACAUAAAUGAGUGUGAAAGUCCCCAAGCAUGUCUAUACGGUGAAUGCAUCAAUAACGAAGGCAAUUACACAUGCAAAUGCCCGCCUAAUUAUCAACUAGUUCCGGCCGGAAACGCAUGUGUCGAUAAGAGAGAAGGACGUUGCUACAUGGAAGUGGAAGAUCGAGGUGGGCAGAGACUCUGCCAUCACGAGAUGGGAUCAGCCGUGUCGAAGGCCACUUGUUGCUGUUCCGUGGGUAAGGCCUGGGGCUCCAAGUGUGAGUCGUGCCCGGGAGUGGAAACGGAAGAGUACAAGACUCUCUGUCCCGGUGGAACGGGUUACAGGCCCAACCCGACCACGGUGAUACUCGAAGACGUCAACGAGUGUGAGGAGCACGACAACCUGUGCACGAACGGCCACUGCACCAACACGUUUGGGAGUUACAUGUGCUCGUGUAACGAAGGUUAUCGUCUCGACAACACCAGUACAUUCUGUUAUGACGUAGACGAGUGCAACGAGAACCCGGACGUCUGCGGCGUGGGAUUCUGUUCGAACGAAGUCGGCACAUAUCGUUGCGUUUGCCCCGACGGAUACAUGCUCCUGCCAAACGGAAAGGAAUGCGUGGAUAUGCGGAAAGACAACUGCUUUUUGAAUUACACGAACGGCCAGUGUUCUGUGCCCAUGUCUAACAGUCAAACUCGAAUGAUCUGCUGUUGUUCGAUGGGCCAAGCCUGGGGAUUGCCGUGUCAACCUUGUCCGGCGUCCAGUACUAAGGAAUACUUAUUACUAUGCGGCUCAAGACCGGGCUUGAUCAUGAAUCCGAUGACCAACCGGACCGAAGAAAUUGACGAGUGUGCACUUAUGCCGAACAUGUGCAACCACGGAUCCUGUGUCAACACGCCCGGAAGCUUCCACUGUUCGUGCGACGGUGGAUACGUGUACGACGCCAACUCCCAUCAAUGCAUCGACGACAACGAAUGUCUGCGCAUACCAGCUCCGUGUAGGGGUAUCUCUCAGUGCGUCAACACUCCCGGUUCGUUCGAAUGUCAGUGUCCAGAAGGGUACAAGCUCGGGUCGACCGCCAGAGAGUGUGUGGACGUCGACGAGUGCUACGAGCGGGAUGGAAUAUGUCGGGACGGCGAAUGCUCAAAUCUGGACGGCAGUUUUCAGUGCACCUGUCACAACGGCUAUGCGCUCACUGCGGCUCGCGACACGUGUGUGGACGUAGAUGAGUGCAGUCGUCAUCAGAACGUGUGCAACAACGGCACUUGUCUCAACACCGUGGGAUCGUUCAAGUGCAGCUGUUUCGACGGGUUCAAACUCAGUCACAAUAACGAUUGCAUAGACGUGGAUGAGUGUAGAAUGAUGCCUUUCCUGUGCAGAAACGGUCGAUGUAAGAAUACUAUGGGUGGGUUCAGCUGUGAAUGCACUUCCGGAUAUAUUCUAUCAACCGACGGCCAACAUUGCAGGGAUAUUGAUGAAUGUACUGAGAUACCGGACACUUGUCCCCAGCCGGGGAGAUGUCAAAAUCUGAUGGGAUCGUUUUUGUGCACCUGCCCGCCCGGAUACCGGCUGUCGGCCGCCAAAAACUCGUGUAUCGACAUCAAUGAAUGUCAAGAAAUGUCCGGUAUAUGUGAUGGAGGUACAUGUAUGAACACAGACGGCGGCGUUAUAUGUGACUGUCCCGAAGGUUUCGUGCUCAGCUCCAACGGCAUGAAAUGUAUAGACACCAGACAAGACCACUGUUACGAUAAAUUUUUAUCUGGCAACUGCUUGGCUCCUAGAAAACAGAGGAUAACGGAGAAGGAGUGCUGUUGUUCGGCGGGAGGCGGAUGGGGUAGGCUCUGCACGGCUUGCCCGAAACCUGGAAGUGAUGCGUUUGCAAAACUGUGUCCUGAGGGCAUUGGUCGUGGAGACAAGGGCGAAGACCUGAACGAAUGUGACUUUAUGACAAACCCCUGUGACGGGGGUGAAUGUAUAAACACGGAUGGAUCUUACAGGUGCGAGUGCCCAGUUGGUUACGUUUUGGAUUCGACAGGUAAAAAAUGCAUGGACGAGAACGAAUGCAAAAUAAACGUAAACAUUUGCGGAAACGGAACGUGUACGAAUCUGCAGGGUGGAUUUGAAUGCAUCUGUGCUGACGGAUUUGCGCCGGGGCCGACCCAGGUCUGCGAAGAUGUCAACGAAUGUCUGGAAAUGUCCAAUCAGUGCGCAUUUCGUUGUCACAACGUUCCCGGAUCGUUUAGGUGCAUAUGCCCGUACGGAUAUGCCCUGGCACCGGAUGGUAGACACUGCCAAGACGUUGACGAGUGUGUGACGCCGGCGAACAAUUGUAAAUUCGCGUGCAAGAACCUGAUCGGGUCUUUUGCGUGCAUCUGUCCUGAGGGCUACGCUCAAGUCGGCUCGGACGAAUGCAGGGACAUCAAUGAGUGUGCUGAAAACUCGAACGUUUGCCAAAACGGAUAUUGCGUCAACCAGCCGGGCACGUACAAAUGCGAUUGCUACGACGGGUUCAAGACCAGUUACGACGGAAAACAGUGUAUAGAUUCUAGAGUCGGAUUUUGCUACAGACAUUUGCUGAACGGCAGGUGUAUCAGUCACGGCGGCACGAGUGGCGGAAACGUCACGGGCGCCGUGGCCUACAGAUCCGUGACGAAAGCUGACUGCUGUUGCUCGAUGGCCGCCGCCUGGGGACCUCAGUGUCAACCGUGUCCUUCUCCGUCUUCAGAUUCGUUCAGACAACUGUGCUUGGAAUCUGGUUACACGAUCGACGGUCAAGACAUAAACGAAUGCGAAACUUUACCAGACUUGUGCGCCAACGGUAGAUGUAUAAACACUCUGGGGUCGUACAGAUGCAGUUGCAACAAGGCUUUCAAAGUCGAUCACACCGGAACGCAUUGCAACGACGUAAACGAAUGCCUUCUCAACCCGUCGCCGUGCGAAAUGUCCUGCCAGAAUCUGGAAGGCGGAUACGCUUGCGGCUGUCCCGCCGGAUUUGUGUUAAAUCCCGACAACACCACUUGUCGUGACUUGGACGAGUGCACUACCGGCCAACACAUUUGCCAACAACUGUGCAUCAACACCCACGGGUCGUACAAGUGUGGAUGCCAACCUGGUUAUCGACAGAUCGGAGAUCACUGUGCAGAUAUCGACGAGUGUCGGCAAGAAUCCAACUUAUGCCCGUCGCCGGGAAAUUGCGUCAACACUUUGGGAAGUUACAGGUGUCUGUGUCCGAAGCACUAUAAGCUCGACAGCACCGGUACUCGUUGCGUGGAUCCAAAGCAAUUACAAUCGAAGAAUCACCAUAUCGAUUGCAUCGGACUUGACUGCAAUCAGAAUGUUCCCGGCAAUAACAAUAACAACAACAACAACAACAACAACAACAACAACGGGUGUCAUGAUCAUCAGAGUGCUCAAAAUGGUCAAAACGGUACUUCCACCGCGAACGGGAACAAUAAUUGUGGAUGUCCAAAGGGUUUCCGGAAGUCGGGCUACCGUGGCGAGUGUGUGGAUAUCAACGAGUGCCUCGACUCACCAUGUGACCCCAACCUUAACUGCAUCAACACGCCCGGUGGCUACCAGUGCGUGUGCGCCAAUGGACAGAUCUACGAUCCUCAGUACGGUGCAUCACAGGGUUGUAACGGCAGACCGACAUCAUCUCAGCAUGGCGGUGGAGGCGGUGGCGGCGGAAUAGGAUGCUACGGGAGUCCUUGUGCAUUCGGUUGCACUCCACAUGGACAUGGAGGUUUCUCCUGCGGAUGUCCUUCAGGCUACCAACGGAUUGGCCAGGGUCAUUGUCUAUCGACCAUAAGUCCACUGACCAGUGGCUCCAACAUAGGACCACCAGAUCUGGGUGACAUCCCGACGUUUCCUAUAGAACCAGAGUUGUAUCCCAAAAGCUCGGGUGGAAAAAUAAUAUCGACCGAGGGCUGUUUCUCGUGCAAGAUAAAUGGGGAUGGUAGACUUCGUCAUAGGAGGACGACAAACGUAUCGUCGGAAAUUAUCACGGUGGACAACAACGAUGAUCACCUCAUGAAGAUACACAAGCACAGACACCACCGGGACGAUGGAGUUCACAAGACCAUCAGAAUGAAAAUGUCUGAUGCUAAACGAAACACUCGUAUUUUGAAACUGCUUCCAGCCGUCAAGGAAAAUUACAAUUACUUCUUGGUGCCAACCGGUGACUCAACUAACAAGUUCCGGAUAAAACGGAACUCCAAAGGCAUUUGGGGAUUGCACUUCCGGCGGAAUCCCAGAAAACCCGGAAAAUAUCACUUGGCCAUAGACAGUCAGCGCACUGCGGCCGACGGCCAAACCGAACGCCAGAAACUUCCAAUUUUGCACGUCAAGCUGAUAGUGUCCGGAAACUAAACCACCCGAUUUUUUUCAUUCUCUUAUUUUAAACCGAAAAAUGUAUCCAAAUCGACAGGUUUAUGAUCAAUUAAAAAAUUAAUCAAAUUUAGAACUCGCGGUACUAUUGUAAUUUCUACCCAAUAUUAGUUUACUUAUAGUAUUUAUCAGCUAUCGGUACUUAUUAGUAAGUUAUUGCAUUUAACUAUAGAUUCCGAAUGAUACAUUUAUUCGUCCAAAGUUAAGUCAAAAACGAUAUCAGUAUAUACGGCUAGUAUUUUUCGAAAACCAAAGGUAAUACUUUAUACAUGCACCUCUAUAUCAUUACAAUGGAUUUCGAUAAAAAAAAAAUCCGAUGAGAGAGUAAUU
Molecule: messenger RNA, 9597 nt
Organism: Myzus persicae (green peach aphid)
Lineage: Eukaryota; Metazoa; Arthropoda; Insecta; Hemiptera; Aphididae
Product: fibrillin-2-like
Exons: 53
Coding region: 1-9249 (3082 amino acids)
Molecular function (GO): calcium ion binding
Source: RefSeq, a predicted model, not a curated record